Molecule: messenger RNA, 735 nt
Organism: Aureococcus anophagefferens
Lineage: Eukaryota; Pelagophyceae; Pelagomonadales; Pelagomonadaceae
Exons: 2
Coding region: 1-735 (244 amino acids)
Biological process (GO): pseudouridine synthesis
Molecular function (GO): pseudouridine synthase activity; RNA binding
Source: RefSeq, a predicted model, not a curated record
AUGGCGGAGCCAUCCGCAGCUACGAGUACCCCAGCCAUCCGCAUCUUGCACGAAGACGACCACAUCGUCGUCGUCGACAAACCCACAAACUUGUUGAGCGUGCCCGGGCGCCACCCGGACGCGCCGCCGCCGACAAAGAAGCGGCGGCGCGUCGCCGACGCGCUGUCGCUGGCGCGCGCGGCCGUUGGCCUGCCGGACCUGCGCGUCGUCCACCGCCUCGACUUCGAGACGAGCGGCGUGCUCGUGUUCGCGAAGACGUCCGCCGCGGCCGCGGCGCUCUGCGCGUCCUUCCGCGCCGACGCCGCGGAGGCGAGCGGCGCCGCGGCGACCGCCGCGGCGCCGAAGAUGCGCAAGGUCUACGUCGCCGCGGUCCGCGGGGAAUUGGCCGGCUCCGGCGAGUGGGCCUGGCCGCUCGCGCCCGACGACGCCGCGCGCGCGGCGGACGGCAAGCCGCGCUACGCCGCCUGCGACGCCGGCGCGCCGGGCGCCAAGGCCGCGACGACGCUCUGGGAGGCCGCGGGCGCCUCGCGGCUCCGCCUCCGGCCGCAGACGGGGCGGUCGCACCAGCUCCGCGUCCACUGCCUCGCCGCGGGCCACCCCAUCGUCGGCGACCCGCUCUACGGCCCGCCGCCGGCGGACCACGAGCCGCGCCUCUGCCUCCACGCCGCGGAGCUCGACCUCACGCACCCGGGCACGGGAGACCGCGUCACCUUCGCCUCGCCCGCGCCGUUUUAG